AUACGCUCCGUUCAAACGAAAAUAGUUUCGAUUGGCUCUAACGUUAGCAAACACCUGUUUGGUUUCAAAUCAAAAUUUUUAACUCUUUUAAUAUGAUUAAUUUUUUAAUAGCCGUUUUCUUUUUUCUAAUUUGUUUAAAGAUUUAUUUUAAAACACGUCUUAAUCAGCACAAAUGUUAUAAAUGUUUAAUUGGGAACACAGUAGUGAUAACAGGUGCAAAUGCAGGACUCGGUUUUCAUACAGCUUUAGAUUUUGCACAACGCGGUGCAAAAAUAAUUUUAGCUUGUAGAAAUUCACAAAGGGCACAAGAAGCUGUAGAUAAAAUUAUCAAAGCAACUAAUAAUGAGAAUGUCAGUUACAAGAUUUUUGACGCUGCUUCGUUUAAAUCGAUACGCAAUUUUGCUAAAGAAAUAAACGAAACUGAGGAGAAAAUCGAUAUUUUAGUAAAUAACGUUGGUGGAUCCGGAUUUAGAGAUGAAAGGACCGAAGAUGGGCACUUAAAAAUUGUCCAAAUAAAUCAUUUAGCACCAUUUUUAUUAACACAUCUCUUAUUGGGUAAAUUAAAACGAUCACCAUCAGCAAGAAUAGUUAACAUUGCUUCUUGGGCUGGAAAAUUUGGACGGUUUAAAAUUGGUGAUUUGGAAACAUAUCCUAAUUCUGGAAACGAUUUUAUUUCGGACGCUGUAACUUACGCUAAUAGUAAAUUAUACAAUAUUUUAUUUACUUUAGAAUUAGCUAAGAAAUUAAAUGGAACUAACGUCACAACAAAUUGUCUUCAUCCCGGAACUGUUAACACUGACUUCUUUCGAUUAUUUCCUUGGUACUUCCGAGAACCUGCUCGAAUUAGUGGAACAUUGUUUUUUAGGAAUAUUGAAGAGGGUAGCCGAACGUACAUUUACGUGUCUUUGUCGAGCGAUGUUAAAGAAGUAUCUGGUAAAUUUUUUGACAACUGUCAAGAAGCAUCUUUAUAUUCAUCAGCAAGUAAUCCCGAGCAUGCUAAAAUGCUUUGGGUGAAAUCAGAAGAAUUAACAAAACUAUCUGAGGAUGAAAAAAUUAAAUGAUUUAUACAUUACUGAAGAUUUGAUACAAAUUGGGUUGCAUAUGUUAAAUUUUUUAUUUUUAUAACUUAAAACAAGGUUGAUGAAGUUAUUUUAUGAUCCUUUUUAAACAUUAAUAAAAAACCUACUCAUCUCGUUAUCUGUAAUCUACUCCCAACUUGUUUCCAAAACAAAAAUAACACAAAAUAAAAUGAACUGCUUCAUGUUUUA
Onthophagus taurus is the source of this 1268-nucleotide messenger RNA. RefSeq names its product retinol dehydrogenase 11-like. NCBI's taxonomy places the organism in Eukaryota, Metazoa, Arthropoda, Insecta, Coleoptera, Scarabaeidae. The record is from RefSeq and is a predicted model, not a curated record.